AUGGCAUCCAAUCUGCCAGCCCAGCCAAAUCUCCGGGUCACGAUUAUCGCGGCAGAUGGCCUGUACAAACGCGAUGUGUUCCGUUUCCCCGACCCUUUCGCCGUGGCCACCGUCGGAGGCGAGCAGACCCAUACGACCUCGGUCAUCAAGAAGACUCUCAACCCCUACUGGAACGAACCGUUCGAUUUGAGAGUCAACGAGGACAGCAUUCUCGCGAUUCAGAUUUUCGACCAGAAGAAGUUCAAGAAGAAGGAUCAGGGAUUUCUGGGUGUCAUCAAUGUGCGCAUUGGCGAUGUCAUCGAUCUUUCCAUGGGAGGCGAUGAAAUGCUCACCCGCGACCUGAAGAAAUCGAAUGACAACCUGGUCGUCCACGGAAAACUCAUCAUUAACCUGUCCACGAACCUGGCUGCGCCACACCCGAACCAGCAGAAUGGCCUCCGACCCCAACAGGCCCAAGCCUCAACAUCCAGCGGUCUGGUACCCCAGGUCGCAGCGGCAUCUACGCCUUUGUCAGGUGGACCUAGUCAUGCAGAUAUGUCACCCGCUGCCGCGUCAAGCUCGUCAUUAAAUCCUCGCGCAUCAGCCGCUCUUCCGCCUCCCGCCCACGGCACUCCCCCUGGGGCUAAUGUCCCGUCCCGCGCUAAUAUGAGCUCGUUUGAAGACAGUCAGGGCCGACUUCCCGCGGGCUGGGAACGUCGGGAGGAUAAUUUGGGCCGGACCUACUACGUCGACCAUAAUACGCGCACCACCACCUGGUCUCGUCCUUCGGCCAAUUACAAUGAGCCUGCUCAACGCAGCCAGCGCGAAGCCAAUAUGCAGCUGGAACGUCGGGCGCACCAAAGCCGAAUGCUGCCCGAAGAUCGCACUGGUGCCAACUCGCCGAACUUGCCGGAUGGUCAGCAAGCGAGUACACCGCCUCCAGGCAUAACAGCCCCUGCUGCCGGUGGCUCUGCGCCCGGAGUCAAUGCCAAUGCCGUUUCCAUGAUGGCGACGGGGGCCACCACUGCAGGCACUGGUGAGCUUCCAGCUGGAUGGGAACAGCGUCAUACACCGGAAGGACGCGCCUAUUUCGUCGACCACAACACCCGGACGACGACCUGGGUCGAUCCCCGCCGACAGCAGUAUAUUCGCAUGUAUGGCCAGAACCAGAACCAGGGUGGUAACAACACUACCAUUCAGCAGCAGCCCGUUUCUCAAUUGGGGCCGUUGCCGAGUGGAUGGGAAAUGCGUCUUACCAACACUGCUCGGGUGUACUUCGUGGAUCACAAUACCAAGACGACCACCUGGGACGACCCCCGCUUGCCUUCAUCGUUGGAUCAAGGCGUUCCGCAGUACAAGCGUGACUUCCGUCGCAAGCUGAUCUACUUCCGAUCGCAACCCGCUCUGCGGAUUAUGUCUGGACAGUGCCACGUCAAGGUCCGCCGCAAUAAUAUCUUUGAGGAUUCUUACGCCGAGAUCAUGCGUCAGAGCGCAUCUGAUCUGAAGAAGCGCUUGAUGAUCAAGUUCGACGGUGAAGACGGCUUGGACUACGGCGGUCUUUCUCGUGAAUUCUUCUUCCUCCUCUCUCACGAAAUGUUCAAUCCCUUCUACUGUCUGUUUGAAUACUCCGCGCACGAUAAUUAUACCCUGCAGAUUAAUCCCCACUCUGGGGUCAACCCUGAGCAUCUCAACUACUUCAAGUUCAUUGGCCGGGUCGUCGGCCUUGCUAUUUUCCACCGCCGUUUCCUGGAUUCCUUCUUCAUCGGAGCCUUCUACAAAAUGAUGUUGAGGAAGAAGGUCACUCUUCAGGAUAUGGAGGGUGUCGACGAAGACUUGCAUCGAAACCUGGCGUGGACUUUGGAUAAUGACAUCGAAGGCAUUGUGGAGCUUACUUUCUCAGUCGAUGAUGAGAAGUUUGGCGAGCGUUGCACUAUUGAUUUGAUACCGGGUGGUCGGGAUAUUGCCGUCACCAACGAGAACAAGCCACAAUACAUUGAAUUGGUUACGGAGUGGAAGAUUGUUAAGCGAGUCGAGGAGCAGUUUAACGCGUUCAUGUCCGGCUUCAACGAGCUGAUUCCACCGGAUCUUGUCAACGUCUUCGAUGAGCGUGAACUCGAACUGCUGAUCGGCGGUAUCGCCGACAUCGACGUCGACGACUGGAAGAAACACACCGACUACCGCGGCUACCAGGAGCAGGACGAGGUUAUCCAGAACUUCUGGAAGAUCGUCCGCACCUGGGAUGCUGAGCAGAAGUCUCGUCUUCUCCAGUUCACCACUGGAACUUCGCGUAUCCCCGUCAACGGUUUCAAGGAUCUGCAAGGUUCCGAUGGACCUCGACGAUUCACCAUCGAGAAAUCCGGCGAUCCCAAUGCCCUCCCCAAGUCACACACUUGUUUCAACCGUCUCGACCUGCCCCCAUACAAGACUCACGACACUCUGGAGCACAAGAUGUCCAUCGCAGUGGAGGAAACCCUUGGAUUCGGCCAGGAAUAG
This is a messenger RNA of Penicillium cinerascens, 2472 nucleotides long. Its product is annotated as NEDD4 family E3 ubiquitin-protein ligase. Gene Ontology annotation, biological process: ubiquitin-dependent protein catabolic process. NCBI's taxonomy places the organism in Eukaryota, Fungi, Ascomycota, Eurotiomycetes, Eurotiales, Aspergillaceae. Bases 1 to 2472 code for a protein of 823 amino acids. The record is from RefSeq and is a predicted model, not a curated record. The transcript is spliced from 9 exons. Gene Ontology annotation, molecular function: protein binding; ubiquitin protein ligase activity.